CAAUCGAUAAUAUUGUCAAAUGCAACAACGAAAAGAAAAAAAAUAGCUCACAAUUCUCCCAAUAAUAGAUUUGGGAAUUGUGUGAUAAACAAAAAAUAGCAACUAAAGCAAUAUUUUCUAUCAACACAAUUACAAAAUGGAACGCAACAAUGGACGCUAUCCCUACAUUCGCCGCCAGGGCAGUGGCAACGGACCACACAACCAUCAUCAUCAUAAUAAUGCAAAUUCAGCAUCGGCUGCUUCGCCAUCUUCGGCAUCAACAGCAACAAACACAUCGCAUAGCACACAAUACUCCAAUAAUAGCAUUAAUAAUGCAACAACUAACACCAAUGUGCUCUAUGCAACUGUCUCGCAACAACAACAACAGCAGCAGCAAAAUGUACCCAUAUCACAGCACGAUGAAUUAAUACGUUACAUUCGCGAGGCUUGGAAUAAAGUGAGCGAACAGGGUGAAAUAUACUGCAAUGAAUCUGAUAAUCAAUUAAAAAAUUUCAAACCAUUCAAUCUGGAAGAGUAUUGGGGACAGCGUCUGGUACAGAAUAUACAUGUUACCACAACACAUCAGUAAAAAGAACAAAACAAUCUAUAAUUCAAUAAAGGACAAUUGCGCGUAACACCGUUAGCGUAUAGACUAAGUAAAAUGUAAAAUUCUAUAUAAAUCGCAUAUGCUUUGACAACAACACAAAGAUCUGUAAAUUGCUGUUUUUCACAUC
Drosophila arizonae is the source of this 713-nucleotide messenger RNA. RefSeq lists its product as uncharacterized. Lineage: Eukaryota; Metazoa; Arthropoda; Insecta; Diptera; Drosophilidae. The record is from RefSeq and is a predicted model, not a curated record.